AUGUUUAAGUUCAUCUGGAAUGAGCUUGACCCUGUCACAGGUCUCAUUGCACAUGCUGGCGUUUCUGUCGUGAAGCCUGCUCUUGCACUCACCACGGAGGACUUCAACUACGUGUAUAAUGUCAAUGUCCUCGGCGUAUUCAACAGCGCCGUGGCUAUUGCAAAGCUUUGGAAAGGGACAAACCUUGAGAACCUUUCCAUUGUGAUCUCGUCCCCCAUCAGCUCGCGGAUCAUUGACCAAGCUGCGACAAACGAACCCUUGACGCAGGUCUUUUACAACUCCUCUAAGGCCGCUGUCUCCAGCUUUACCAAGGUGUUGGCUGCUGAGUGGGCUCAGGCUGAACAUAACAUCAGAGUGAACGAAAUUGCUCCUGAAUAUGUGAAGUCGGACCAAACUGAUAAUUUACCGGACAAAAUCAGACAACAAAUGGACGACCAUCCCUGGAGAAAAUUCGCUACGAUCGCAGACCAGGCACUUUUCCUCUUGUCUGAGGACUCCAAUUACAUUACUGGCAGGGGGCAUCGCAUUGACGGACGAAAAUAUUUGGGUGACUACAUUGAAAGGGGUUAA
Suillus plorans is the source of this 570-nucleotide messenger RNA. RefSeq lists its product as uncharacterized. Gene Ontology annotation, molecular function: oxidoreductase activity, acting on the CH-OH group of donors, NAD or NADP as acceptor. The transcript is spliced from 6 exons. Lineage: Eukaryota; Fungi; Basidiomycota; Agaricomycetes; Boletales; Suillaceae. Bases 1 to 570 code for a protein of 189 amino acids. The record is from RefSeq and is a predicted model, not a curated record.